Molecule: messenger RNA, 2382 nt
Organism: Scophthalmus maximus (turbot)
Lineage: Eukaryota; Metazoa; Chordata; Actinopteri; Pleuronectiformes; Scophthalmidae
Gene: pigq
Product: phosphatidylinositol glycan anchor biosynthesis, class Q
Exons: 14
Coding region: 372-2150 (592 amino acids)
Biological process (GO): GPI anchor biosynthetic process
Cellular component (GO): membrane; endoplasmic reticulum
Source: RefSeq, a predicted model, not a curated record
UGGUAGUUUAAUAAAACGUCAUGAUCUUUCAAAUUAAAUUGAGGUUCAGAUAAACAACAGAUUUAAAUGAAUACAGGGCCUCGUCCACCUGAAUUUUUACAUUUUUGAAUUUGUGUAUUUUAAUAACGCGACAACAAGGUGUUAAGGGACGUUUUAAUAAAAAGGAACACACGCGAAUGUGUGUUUCUCACCGGGGCCAUUUUUGCGGCGGACUGUCAACAAAGAAAAUGGCGGCGGCGGUUCGUUCGUCGCUGCACAGAAGCUGAACUGUCACAGAUGGAAGGUGGAAGCUCGUGUCGCUGAUAAAGAAGUUCUAAGGUGGUCCAAGCUGCUGGAGGCUGAACACAGAGCAGCAGCAGCAGUGUGACGUCAUGGUGCUGAAGAUCUUCUUCCCUCAGUGCUGUAACCGGGCGGACAGCGGGCUGCUGGUGGGCCGCUGGAUCGACGGCCAUGACUCAGCCGUGGUGCUGGCGGUCGUCCACUACCCGUUCAUCCCGGGACAGGUCAAACUGUACAUCCAGCAGAUGCAGGCUCAGAGCGGGGUGGAGCUGACGGUGCUCGGCUCGUGGAGUUUGCCCAAAGACGGUCAGGAGGGCAUGGAGAGCUUCCUCCGAGACCUCAGCACCAUCUUCCCCCAGGAGCGCUGGCUCCAGAUCAGUCGGGAGACGGGCAAGACGGGCUUCAGCUGCGACAUCCUGGAUCAGAAUGGAGUCGCUCUGCAGAAGGUGAAAAAGAAGGAGAAAAGUGAUGGUGAAGAGGAGGCGGAUGAUGAGGAAGAGGAGGAGAAGGUGAUCUUUGUCCACUACGAGCAGAGGAAGGUGAUGCUGUCGCAGCUUCACCCCGUCGAGAACGGAGUUCCUGACUCUGAAACCGCUCCACCGUCCGAGCUGAGACAGAUGUUCCGGACCGUGGCCCGCAGCCAGCCGCUGUUCUUCCUGGACCGAUACGACGACGGGCCACUCAAGUCGACGCACUGGCAGUCAGAGGGUCGAGAGGGCAGCAUCAUCGUGGAGCUGCUCAAACAGGCGACGGUGCCGCUCUGCCUGCUCGUCGGCUGGCUGCUGUCGCUGUGGACGUGGUUCUGCAACGUCCGUGUCUUCAGUCUGUUGCCGUUUCGCUUCCUGAGCAGCAAACUGUCCUCGUGUGUCCAGCUGAGCUACAGAACCGAACACGUGAGGACGCUCAGCUCAUCCCGACCGGCCGCUGGACACACAGAGUUCAUGAGGAAAGCAAACAUUGUGGUGUCACUGCUCGUGGACGUGGCUCUCGGCCUGUUGCUCAUCUCGUGGCUCUACAGAGACAACCACAUCACCAUGGUGGCCAACACGCUGGUGCCCGCCGCUGACCGAGUGGCAAAGGAGCUGGAGGAUCUGCUGCAGUGGCUGAUGGGAGCUCCCGCCGGCCUGAAGAUGAACCGGGCCCUGGACCAGGUCCUGGGACGAUUCUUCCUCUACCACAUUCACCUGUGGAUCAGCUACAUCCACCUGAUGUCUCCCUUCGUCGAGCGGAUCCUCUGGUACGGCGGACUGUCGGCUUGCCUGGGCCUGACCUUUGCCCUGUCGCUGCUCUCAGACAUGGUGGCGCUGCUCACCUUCCACAUCUACUGCUUCUACGUCUACGGAGCCAGGCUGUACUGUCUGAAGAUCUACGGCCUCUCGUCUCUCUGGAGACUCUUCAGAGGGAAGAAGUGGAACGUUCUGCGACAGAGAGUCGACUCCUGCUCCUACGACCUGGACCAGCUGUUCAUCGGGACGCUGCUCUUCACCGUGCUGCUCUUCCUGCUUCCCACCACGGCUCUUUACUACCUGGUCUUCACUCUGCUGCGUCUGGUGGUGGUGCUCGUCCAGGGCGUCGUCCACCUCACUGUGGAUUUCAUCAACUCCUUCCCGCUGUUCGCCGUCUGCCUCCGCAUCUGUCGACCGUACAGACUGGCAGAAGGCGUAAAGUUCCGGGUGCUGUGUGAAGAGCCCGGGACGGCGCUUCACCUGCUGAUGGAGAUGAAUCCUCUGAAGUGCAACACCGUGGUUCACACCUACCGCAUGCCGACGUACAGCUGCUACCCCAAAGACUCAUGGAUGGGGCUCGUCAAGAAACUGUUUGUCGGGGAACUGGUUUACCCCUGGAGACACAAGAACACCAAGACUGACUGAGACACUCCAGACAUAGAUACAGAUAUGAGAGGGAGGGGAGAGAGUAGAGUAGAGCUGCAACACUUAAUCGAUUAAACGAUUAGUAACAGACAACUAAAUUAAACGCCGACUAUUUUGAUAGUCGAUUAAUCGGUUCAAGUUAUUUUUAUGAAAAAAAAGUCAAAAUUCACUGAUUUAAGCUUCUUACAUGUGAAUAUUUUCUGGUUUCUUUGCUCCUCUGUGACAGUAAACU